AUGUCUUUCGCCUCAGAUUUAUCUACUGGUGGUAAAGGCAGUACUUUAGACGCUCUAUUAUUCAAUUUAGAGCAGUUAAAACAACUUGAUGCCGUAUCGGAAAUUGUCACAAAUUACCUAGAUGGCGAUUACAAAGCCGUCCUUCGCUCGCCCACAGCGCAAAUCCUGAUACAAAUUUUGGCAGAAAAUGUAAAUCUCUCUAAAGAGCAACAGAAUCUCGCUCUCAAAGAUGCAAAUCUUCAAAAUCGAGAGGUGAUCCUUUAUACUUUCAUCACGGGAUUGGCAGCUUUCAAUGCAUUUCUCCAAACCAAUGUUACCGGCCCAUCGGUAGAUUUCGAGGAUGUUUUUCAAAGCUCCGAAUGGAACGCUGGUGAGCUGAGGGAGAAAUGCUUGAGGAGUUUGGAUGUGGACGGUGUUAGUGUUUAUCAACAUAUUCCCAAGGUGGAAUUGUUUUGUCUGGCGAGAUAUAUCUUCACGACGGUGUUCCCGAGGCGGUCUUGGGUGAAGACGUGGGAUUGUAAGUGGAUGAGGAUUAGAAUUAAUGCAUAUCAUCAACGGUUGUUGAGCGGACAUUCGAUGAACGGGGGGAGAAUGAGUGAUUCGACUGUGUUGCAAGAUUUGAUUGAAGGGGAUCUGAAAGAUUUAGAGAGUGAGCUGUUUGCCGAAGACAGUCCUUAUAAAACGGAUGCGAAGGUUAUGCUGUUGUUGGAGAAGGCGCAGAUUUAUAUCAUGGAGGGAUUGGACUUGAAGGCGAGAGAGAAUGUGAAGAAAGCUAGUGAGGUUUCGGGAUUUGAGUAUGCACUUUCUGGAGCUCUGGGAAAGAGGACAAAAUUUCAACAAACCGAUAUUUCGCAGUUGGUGGUUUUCGCAAAGAGUAGGGAUGGAGCUGAAGAUAGUGAGACUGUUGAUGCGUCUGAAAAUACCAAGGAAAGCGCUGAAUCAUUGAAAAAGCCUGAGGAACACAGCACGAAUGGUCCUCAGGCUUUGGAUCUGAAUGAUGAUACAUUAUUGGAGUCUAUCGACUUCGCGAAAGCUCCAUCCGACAAAGUAGAUGAUUCAAACCUACCAGCAGCUUUAGCUGGUAUGAAACCAGACGAGCAACCGCAACUUCACGCUCUGGACCAAAUUGCUCUGUUAACGGAAGCUACUCUCAAGGAUACUCUAUCUCCUCUCGACAAAUUAAAUAGUGAAGAGAUUCUUCCAUACGCUGUCCGCGUCCUAUCAGACAAACCAACAAAUUGGCAGAUCUACACGCAAGCUCUCUUAGUCCGAAGUAGGAUUGAAGCUCAUAGAUCCAGAACCCAAGAAAGAUCUGUUUUACAACUCCAAGUCAUCGUGGACCAAAUCAUUGCCGAUACACAAGAAACUGCACCAUCAGCAGAUGCUGACGGAAUACCUCAAAUUCAAGUAACCUCUUUCCUUCCCCGGGCCAAAGCAGGUGAAUCUGCUCCGGUCACAGAAAGAUUAAGAUAUGUUAAUCAACUCAACACACCUACGCGGUGGGAAAUCGAAACCGAACUCGCAUUUGCAUGGUCCAAUGCCGGAUCCCUCAUCAGCGCUCUCGAAAUCUUCAAGAGACUUAAGAUGUGGGCUGAAGUAGCAUUAUGUUAUCAUUCCGUUGGCCAAGAAGAUAAAGCUAGACAAAUCGUUCGAAGACAAUUAUAUUACUCUUCCGAAGGCCCCGAAAUGGACAAAUACGAUAUCGACGCAGAAGCAGUCGUCAAAGAAGGAUGGAACGGCGAAAUGCGCACCCCACACCCACCACACGCACCUCGUCUAUGGUGUAUAUUAGGAGACCUCGACCAAGAUCCCACCUGCUGGGAACGCGCCUGGACCAUUUCCAAAAACCGCUACGCCCGCGCUCAACGCACUCUCGGCGAUUACUACACCCGGCAAAACGACCUCCCCGCAGCCCGCGAAGCAUACCUCGCUUCCGUCGUUGUCAAUCGUCAAAACAACGACACCUGGUCUCGCCUCGGUGAUAUCGAUCUCAAAACUGGUAAUUGGGAUGGAGCCGUCAUUGCUUUUCAGCAGAGUAUCAUGAUCGACGAUACCGACGCCAAAACAUACAGCAACCUCGGAUCCGCCCUCCUUUCCAAACACGAUGAACUCAUCUCCCUGCAAAAAAUCGCAAAACAGGAAGAAGCAUGUACCGAUAUCCCGGAUGAUGAGGAGAUUGAUAUUUCCUCGUUAAAUAAAGGAGAUCGAUCCAACGACCCCAAGGACAUCCUGCGACAGGCCUUAAUGUCCUAUAAAAGAGGCGCGUCUAUCGCAUACGACAAUUGGAAGAUUUGGGAUAACGUCAUCACCAUCGCCACGCGGAUGUCUCCCCCCGCAUUCCCAGAUAUCCUCAUGGGUCUCCGCAGUAUCCUACGCAUACGCGCUCCCGCUGUAGGUGAAUACGCCAUCGACAUCGACGUACUCAGCACACUCGUAACCGAAGUCGUCAGCCGCGACAAAACCUCCGAAGUAGGCACUCCAUCCGCAACCGGCAUCUGGAUCCCUCGACGCGGCACGCUCGCUCGCGCCCUAAUCGAAAUGGUAGAUUCCGAAAUCAUCCCCCUCAUCACUAAGCGCAUCGAACUCUACGAAAUGGUAGAGAAAUUACGAUUGUGGGCAAGAGAUUACCAGGGAGCCCUGGACGCGGCGGAGAAGGGCUGGAGGGUUAGCAUGAAUAUGAAUGGGGAGGGAGAAAGCUGGUUGGAGAAGGAAGAGGGCUGGACAAAGGUUGUGGAGGCAACGGGGAGAUUGGUGGGUGCGUAUGAGAAUUUUGGGGUGGAGGAGGGCGGCAGGUGGAGGGUUAAGGCGAAGAGUGCGGUGAGGGGGGUUAUGGGGAAGGGAAGGGAAUUUUGGGAGGGGAGUAGGGGGUGGGGGGUUUUGGAGGCGUUGUUGGAUGAAUUGAUGGCGGAGGCUUGA
Sclerotinia borealis F-4128 is the source of this 2916-nucleotide messenger RNA. NCBI's taxonomy places the organism in Eukaryota, Fungi, Ascomycota, Leotiomycetes, Helotiales, Sclerotiniaceae. The record is from the annotation of a GenBank genome assembly.